GCCAUGGAAGCCAACACCUCCCUCUGGCACAGCUACCUUGGGGUGAUCGUGUCCCGCGAGAGGCAGCGGAUGGAGCAUUUCCAGCGGGCUGAGGACAUCCUGCUCACCCUGUUGGAGAGUGUCCAUGCUAAGGAGCCCCGCUUCCUCGUGGACUAUGCCAGGAACCUGGAAGCCUUCGACUUCACCCUCUGUGCCUCUGAGGAUGCUGUCACUCUCGAGAUACCCCUGCGUGUUGACGGCGGUGCCCUGCGUGUGCUGGCAUGCCAGACCAGGGACAGCCCAGCCAGGCAUCCUUCAGAGCUGAACACCUGCUACCUGGAAGUGUGCUCUCCAGGGAAUGAUUUGGAGGACUGGACUGGUGCUGUGGAUGUGAUGGAGCACGGAGGUGGUGUGGACUGCCUGCUUCCAGCUAAAAUCCUCCAGCACCUGAAGGAGCUCCUUGUUUCAGCCAUUGUGCACUGCCAACGCCUCUUCCUGCUUCAGCCAGGUGACAUCAGUGCUGAAAAUCUCCGGGAAGAUGCCAUGGAGCUCUCCCUGCUGAUCCGUGGCACCUGGAAGACCAUUCGCUUUGACAUUGUUCCUGUGGUGAGGAGGCAGCAAGAGCCACUCCAGCUCCAGAGGCGGCAGAGUGACAAGGGCUUCCCUGAAGGCAGCCUCAGGAAGGCUACAGAAGAGGCCCACUUUGUCCCUGCCUCUCCCCACUGCUGGAGAUCCUCCACUCACCUUCCCAUCCUGAAGCUGCUCCGAGGAGUGGACAGCCUGAAGGGACCCCGUCUGGACAGCCUUCGCCUGCUCGACCAGCUCCGUGACCAGGACUGGGGAGGGCAGGGUGGGAAAGGCAGUCUCACUUUCAACCACCUGAAGAUGGUGUUGCUGUGGAGCACAGAGCUCUUCCCCUCCCCGGAGGACUGGCAGGACCUGGAAGGCUCUGUCUACAGGCUCUUGGUGAUACUUCUCCGCUGCCUGGCCACCCAGCACCUGCCCCACUUCCUGAACCCAGAGGAAAACCUCUUCCAAGGAGCAGGCCCUGACCUUACCUCCCUCUACCAUAAAGUCGAGAGCUUUGCCUGGGACCCCCAACGCUUCCUCCGCUUCCAUUUUGGCCUCCAUGGAUUCAGUGGCAGCUGGCAGGCAGACCCUGAAACCCAAGCCCUCCUGCAGCUCCCCACUAAGGAUGCAUCCUACUGGGACACAGCCUACUUUGACAUACUGCUCAGCCAGUUUCAGGUGUACCGGAUCCACGACAGUGCACGCCACUCAGCAGUGUCCCAGCUCCUCUCCAAGAUCCGUCGAGAAAUCCCCCAGCAGAGUUGAGUGGAAUCCUGCUGCUGCCCCG
Messenger RNA from Cinclus cinclus, 1336 nucleotides. RefSeq names its product mab-21 like 4 (gene MAB21L4). Lineage: Eukaryota; Metazoa; Chordata; Aves; Passeriformes; Cinclidae. The transcript is spliced from 5 exons. The record is from RefSeq and is a predicted model, not a curated record. Bases 4 to 1314 code for a protein of 436 amino acids.